This is a messenger RNA of Juglans regia (Persian walnut), 1173 nucleotides long. Its product is annotated as anthranilate synthase beta subunit 2, chloroplastic-like. The record is from RefSeq and is a predicted model, not a curated record. The coding region runs from base 131 to 970 and encodes 279 amino acids. Gene Ontology annotation, biological process: L-tryptophan biosynthetic process. Gene Ontology annotation, cellular component: cytosol. Lineage: Eukaryota; Viridiplantae; Streptophyta; Magnoliopsida; Fagales; Juglandaceae. The transcript has 7 exons.
UUUAAUUUUUUAUUUCUGUAUUUAUCCACCUUGGCACUAUUCGUGCAUUUCGUGGCUUUACUGUAGCAGCUCUAACAAAAUUGCGCUAGCCACCCCGCCCGUUUACGAGAGAGAGAGAGAGAGAGAGAGAAUGGCUGCCCCUUCGCUUUAUCAAGCCGCUCUGGUGCAAUCGGAGCCCUCCUUCUUUUCAAAGACAGUCCAAACCGCUCAACUAUUUCCCCACCGCCAGCUUUCCAUACCCUCUUCUCGUGCUUUCCUUCUCAAAAGGCAAAGUGGGUUCGUCCCAAAAGCUUCGUUGACGGCCGUCACUGCGCAAUCUAACUCGAACUCCUCCAUUCCCAGGAAAAAUCCCAACAAACCAAUCAUUGUCAUAGACAACUAUGACAGCUUCACCUAUAACCUCUGCCAGUAUAUGGGAGAGGUAGGAUGUGACUUUGACGUUUAUCGCAACGAUGAAGUAACGGUUGAGGAUUUGAAAAGGAUGAAUCCAAGAGGAAUCUUGAUAUCUCCUGGGCCAGGUGCACCCCAGGAUUCUGGGAUAUCAUUGCAAACAGUUCUGGAACUUGGGCCUAGCAUUCCUUUAUUUGGUGUGUGUAUGGGUUUGCAGUGCAUUGGAGAGGCUUUUGGAGGUAAGGUUGUGCGUGCUCCUGGUGGUGUCAUGCAUGGAAAGAGUUCUCUUGUAUAUUAUGAUGAGAAGGAGGAAGAUGGCUUGUUCAGUGGCUUAUCAAACCCAUUCACUGCUGGUCGGUAUCACAGCCUUGUGGUUGAGAAAGAAAGUUUUCCUAGCAAGGAACUUGAGAUCACAGCAUGGACAGAGGAUGGACUCAUAAUGGCUGCUCGUCACAGGAAGUAUAAGCAUCUACAGGGUGUUCAGUUCCAUCCAGAAAGCAUUAUAAGCACUGAAGGUAAGACAAUUGUCCGCAAUUUUGUCAAACUGAUAGAAAGAAAGGAAGCUGAAUCUCAGACUUGAGGGUUGGAUGGCAGACUCAGCAGUACUUAAGCUAUAUAAUAUAUUAUAUAUGCAAUAAGACGACAAUGCAGUCAUGUGCUUUCUGUUUUCUUUCUUGUUCUCAUAGUGUAAUAAGUUUGUGCUUUGGAUGGAUAGACAUUCAGAUGUUCAUGUGGUUUUAGGCAAUAAUGCCAUUUCACAAUUCAGGGUGAAAUUCUCUCUUA